CCAGGUAAACGUCAAAUCGCAGCUCAAGUUCAAAUUGUGUUUCAUUUGCAAUUUCAUAAAAUCAUCUGUUUCAGAUAUACGCACUCCUGUGUGUGCCGUAACUGGGGCUCAAUACUUAACAACAAACGGUUGGUCGGAUCUACGUAAUCCCAUUGACAAUGACUAUCCAUUUCGUAUGUUUCGUGACGAGGGCAGAACAUUUUUGCAGUGGCUGGGUGAACCUGAUCUACGUCAUAAAAUGCAAGGUCGUCUUAUUGUUGUGCAUUUAGUAUGUCGUGAUAUGUCGUUGGCAUUAAACGCUACUAACAUCGGCCUUUCUAGCUCGGAUCAUAUUAUGCCACCAAAAAAUGUUUUCUCACCAUGUGUAGCAUUCCGUGUUAAUGGUAGUCCCGUUAAGUAUGCCAACAACGUGUCGGAAGUAUUAUUCCAGUCAGAAGCUACCACGACUUUGGCAUCCACUUCGGACGGUAUGAGCACCAAAGAGUAUAUAGUCAUUGGCAUUUGCAGUUUGCUUUUAGGACUCAUUUAUGUAUCAUCGGUUUUUUUAUAUUUACAUAUGAAAAAACGUAAGAGUCGCGAUCAACAUCAUAUGCGGAAUUCAUUAGAUGAUCUUACAAACGAGAUCAAUUAUCCGAAAAACGACCAGGUGACAUUUGGUGCGCCGUUUGCUCGAAGCGGCAGUUUAUAUUCGGGUGGUAGUUUGACUACCUCGAACGAACCACGUUCAAGGGCUAGCUUGAGCAGUUUGAAAGAGGAAAUGGGUAUCGUGAAGAAUAAUCCUUUAUUGCAACACUUUCCGCAACUAAGCGAUCACCACUCGGGCUUUGCCAGCGAUAUAUCUAAUUCGGCAUCCGAAUGCGAAAUGGACGGUGGUUAUCAUGACAAAUUUAAACAGAUGCAAACUAAUGUUAUAGUUCAUCCGCAAAUGGUGUGCUCAAAGGUUGAUUGCCCGCCCAAAGUGAGCGGAUAUGUUAACACUGCCAGCCAACAUCAAAUAAUGAAAGAAGAAGACUGUCCAGAAACAACUAAUUCAUCGACUCAGGAAAACGAAUGUUUACCUAUAGAAAAUGUAGCCAUUAUUGAAGAUAUGAUGACCGAAGAGAAGUUGGAGAACUUAAGAGCUAUGGUUAAUGGUAAUGUUCGCAAAAAAUUGUACUUCAAUCCGGCCUAUUUUGAGCCGCAUUUAUUAGCACAACCGCCGCCGGCUGCUCUGGAGUUUUUAUCUAAAAUUCGCGAAGUUAUAUCUAUUGCGAAAUAUAAAAUGGCUAGUAAACGUUAUCAACCUUCCCUAACGCUUAUACCCGAAGAAGGCACCGUGCGAUCUGGUACUCCUUCCUUGUACGGCUCGCAAAUGCAGACAACAUCGGAGUGCCAAGGUUGUGUUAACAACCGGUGCAGUGGUCAUGUGAAAAAUUGUGGCGAAAAACGCAACAGCAUUGAAAAAUGGUUACAAACAGUCAGUUCCAGUGAAAAUAGUCAAAGUCAUGAGCACAUUACAAAUUCAUCCAGAGAAAAUACGCCGCCAAAUAGAGCAGAGUCUGAAAUAGAAAAAGAUAAAUCAACUUCUUCUUCCUGUUCUGACAAAGUUGCGAACAGUGUGAACUCAAAUGUUAUCUCUAGACAACCGCUAACAUGUCAAGGUUCUUUGGGAAGACGUGGUCCACAACGCAAAGAUAUUACACCGCCAAAACAAAAACCCCCACCACCCCCCAUUAACAAAAGUAACGCCGCGCUAAGCUCGCGUUCUUCCUCAGCCUGGGAGCAUGGUAAAUCCAAUUACCCGAUAGAGUCAAAGAACUGUCCUAAGGACAAUGACUUGAUCAUAUACCAGCAUUAUCACACGCCUCAAUUAAUGAAGAAUUCUAUCACGAUUCCUAUUAGUCCUACUAAAUAUGAUACUUUUUCGGCAUUAUCCGCAGCCGCAAAUAUAUAUGGUUAUGCUGAAACUGGCAGUGAAAUCUACAAUAAUCCAAAAUUUUCUCUGCACGACUCACCGGCAGCCUCUCAACGCAGUCAUGGCUCGUCGCAUCGUUCCAAAAAUUCUCGUAAACGUUUAGAUGCUCUUGAUCAAUAUGCUGUGGCUUCAACGCCCAGUUCUUUGGCUUCAGGUGAACGUCAACACUACGAUAUGUUACGUAGUAUGGAACAAAUGCCUGACCAUAUUGAUCAAAAUCCACCUGUACGUGAUUUUACAGCCACAAUCGGAUCAAAUGGCAGUUUCCAUUUGGACAUACCUACGCCUGAUUACGACAGUACCAUGGAAAAAAAAAUUAAAGAUAUUUACAAUAAUACUCAAAGCAGCGGCCCCUCGGUGCCUACACCUGAUUACAGCUCUUUGAGCCGUAAAUCUUUAAAACAAUAUCAACCGGAUUCUCCCAUUUACCGCCGAAAGUCACCGCAGUACCUAAUAGUAGACUAUGAGACAGAUAGCUUAGAGCGUCUAGAGAAUACCAAACACAAAACUACUUCUCAGUCGUCUUCGUCGCCCUCUUCCGAUGUCAGUUCGCAACUUAGUCCUAGUUUAAGUACAGCAUUACCUCUGGAAGAGGAAUUAGAAAUAACGCACACCAUGUUUGGUGAUCGCCUGCUUGUAAGUAAGCCUUUAACUGGUAUCGGAAAAAAGCUAACAACGACAAAUACAAAUCCAAGUGUAAGCAAAAAAAACGUAGCUUCGCGUAUUAAAUACGAUACUCCCUUUCGCGGAAGUAUGACUAUAGAAGUUGAACAUGAGCCACCUUCCGAUUUAGAACGCUCCACCGAUAGCGAUCAGUACGAGCCGGACACGCUCGAUCGUAAACCGAAGAAGCAAAGUUUUUGCGAUGUAAGUGCAUGGUCGGCAGGAGACUUAGCAAGAUCUCAGCUCCAGCAACAGCAAACAAUGCAAAAUGAACCUAUGCUCACCGAAUCUAUCUCUUUACCCAAUAUAUUGGCGCCACCGGCAACGGGUGAGGAGCCACAGAUAUGCAAAAUACAAUGCCACGUUGUAACGGAAAGACAUAAUAGCCAAGAUUCGGCCUAUGAAAGCCAAAUGGAAUUAAGAAGGCAAUUCUCCGCCCAAAUGAUGAGACAAACUAAAGUCAGCGCCAACCAAUCCUUGUUGACGCGGCAGAGUAGUGAUCGCAGUUGUAGGUGCGGUAAACUAACGAAUUUGCCAUCAACGACACCAAGUGUAGGCAGUGUUAACGCCGAGGGGCGUAUUUUAACACUUGAAGCUAAGCACAGUCGCAGGCAAAGACCAAGUGAAUCGGGCUCAACAUCACCUUUGAUAGAAAUAUCAAACGAAACUCCCAACAAAACAACAAUCAAAAUUUCCACACCCAAGGCUAAUCGAAUUUUGACGAGAACAAACGAAUUGGAAUCUACAGCAGCUUUAAUAAAACCUCGCUUACAAGACCCCAUUCCACAUGAAUUGGACAUGCAGGCGGAUCGGAAGGUUCGCGAACCACCUAACUAUGAACGAAGUGCCAGUACUACACCAACGCCGUCAACUAAACGAAAAUCUUCCCUAUCACCGUUACUUCCACCGCCGCCACCACCUACUUCAGCCACGACCACACUGAACAGCAAGGCAAGUCGAUGCUCACCGCAGCGCAAUUAUAUGGCGUACUCAGCCACCGAAGAUGAAACUCUCAGCAAUCAUAGCGAAUCCACCGAAAUUACCGGCAUUUCUGAAACAAUGCCCAACUCAGAGUUCAGCGGUACGAUAGGCAAAUUCCCAAAGUUAGUCGAAAGUGAAAAUACAAUUAUUUUAGAUAAAUGUGCCGUCGAAUUGGAAAAGGUUCAAUUAGCGAACAAAUUAAAAGAUGAGGACUAUGGUGCCAUAUUUAAUACGCAUAUCAAUGGUUUACGCACUGACUACAGCCUCAAUAAGUAUAAGAUGAAUAAGCGAAAAUUGCAAGAUAAAGAAGAUGAUAACGAUGAUGAUGGCAGCAAUAACACAACAAUUACUGAUUCUCAACUGGAAGCUAAUAAUAACCUUAAAAAUUCCUUAGAUACGGAAGUGAAUAAACUGGACACCGUCUCCUUAAGUUCAAGAUCAAACCGUAGCAGUAGCCGUUUAUCACAACGCACCAAGGAAAUGUAUCGUAACGCCGGUGUACCAGUGGGUAUAGCAUAUCCACAACGUAGUACGGCCAAUAGCAGUGGCAAUAAUAGCACAACUAACAACAGUAAUGUUAAUAGCAAUAAUGCGAUUGCGAGCAGCACUACCAGCACGACAUCGACAGCUAAUGUUCAAAGUGUUUACCGUUGCGAGAUAGAGCCGGUACAGUUAACACAUGGCAUGCAAAUUGCUAUGGGCUUAAAGGACCGGCCGAAAAAAGCAAAAGAUAUUAAAAAUGCUUGGAGGAAGUUUGUAAGUAUGGCUGCUUCAAAGUUUAGUCCCACACAAAGUCCGGCACCACCGUACGAGAAGAAGAACUCUUCCAGUUUAAUAGAUGUAAUGGAACGCGAUGAAGGCAUAUCGUCCACUAUAGAUGAUCAUGCUCGAAUGGGAACACCCAAAAGUAGCUACUCGGCACCGGCUAGUCAAAACUAUUACGAGCAACGUUUCGGUUCGCGAAUUCAAGAAAUGGACAGUGGCUAUAUGAGCGCCGAUUCGGCAGAAGCUCAUAAACGUGGCUACUACGAUCGUUACAAUUUCAAAAUGCUUUCCGGGCGAGAACGAAUUAUCCGCGUUGAGACGAUAGAAGAUCAGUCGGAUGGUGAGAACAGUUUAAAAGAAAGCGAAAAUAAUGCAAAUAUUACAGAGAUAAGUAAAGUUAGAAACAAUUUAUUAGAUAGUAACCGCUACGAGGAUAUGAAACAAUCGAAACGAUUAGAAAAGGAAGAAGGUGGAGAAGUAGAACAUAAACAAAUCGAUAGUGCAAGCGAUAGUGAUUCGGAUAAGACAUUAAUACAUUCAAAUGGCCAAAGAAGUGCAAAACAAUCAUCCGCACUGUACACGUCCGAUGAGGAUGAACAACCGACAACUACCAGUUACGGUUCAUCCGAGACGGAUGGUGAGAUCAAUCCUGAAGAUAUGUGGGAAUCGGGAGCUGAAAGCAUUGAAACACAUUCGGUUCUAUAUAAAAACAUUCGAAAAUCGGUAGAAAGAUAA
Molecule: messenger RNA, 5098 nt
Organism: Glossina fuscipes
Lineage: Eukaryota; Metazoa; Arthropoda; Insecta; Diptera; Glossinidae
Exons: 6
Coding region: 176-5098 (1640 amino acids)
Biological process (GO): imaginal disc-derived wing hair organization
Cellular component (GO): cell cortex
Source: RefSeq, a predicted model, not a curated record